AUGAAAUUUACAGGAUCUCCAAUCAAAUUAAAGGUGUCCCAGGGUCAACCCGUCAAACUAAAUUGCAGCCUCGAGGGAAUGGAAGAUCCCGAGAUGUUGUGGAUCAAGGACGGAGCAGUGGUGCAAAGCGUAGACCAGGUGUACAUUCCAGUAGAUGAAGAACACUGGAUCGGCUUCCUCAGCUUGAAAUCCGUCGAGCGGACAGAUUCUGGGAAGUACUGGUGCCAGGUUGAGAACGGGGGGAAGAAGGAAGAAUCACAGCAAGUGUGGCUCAUAGUGGAAGGUGUGCCCUACUUUACUGUGGAACCUGAGGAUGUGUUCGUGUCCCCUAAUGCCCCAUUUCAUAUGGCCUGUGCUGCUGUUGGUCCCCCUGAACCAGUGACAAUUGUCUGGUGGAUGGGAGACUCUAGAGUGGGGCCUCCAGACAUCUCCCCCUCCAUCUUAAAUGUGUCAGGUAUUAAUCAAAGCACAGUUUUCUCCUGCGAAGCUCACAACAUAAAGGGAUUGUCUUCAUCUCGGACAGCCACUGUUCAAAUUAAAGCCAUGCCUCUCCCACCUCUCAAUGUAACUGUAAGCCAAGUCACCAGCAGCAAUGCCAGCGUGGUCUGGGUGCCAGGAUUUGAUGGCCGCGCACCUCUCCACUCUUGCACUCUUCAGGUAGCAGAGUCACCAGAUGGCCAGGCGGUCUCCACUGAAGUCACUCCAGUGCCCCCCUUUGCCUACGGCGUGCAAGGUCUGAAGCAUUCCACCAACUACAGUGUUCGUGUGCAGUGCAGCAAUGAGAUGGGCAGCUCCCCUUUCACUGACAGGGUUUAUUUCCAGACCCUGGAGCUUGCUCCAAGCAGCACCCCACAAAAUAUCCAUGUUAUCCAAAGAGAUCCUGGUCUGAUUUUGGAGUGGGAAGGUGUGGCUCCAGACGUGCUGAGAGAAAAUGUCCUGGGAUACAGGCUGGAAUGGAUUCAGGAUAAUGUAACUCAGGGGGAGAUGAUCGUACAGGAUACAAAAGCUAACCUCACAACGUGGAAUCCUCUCAAAGACCUGAUCAUCAGGGUGUGUGUGCUGAACUCUGCAGGAUGCGGGCCCUGGAGUGACCUCUUCCUGCUUGAAGCCCAAGAGGUCAUGGGUGGCCAGAGACAACCUCCUUAUGGGACUUCCUGGGUUCCUGUGGCAUUGGGCAUUCUCACAGCUCUGGUCACGGCUGUUGCCCUGGCUCUUAUUCUCCUUCGAAAAAGAAGAAAGGAAACUCGGUUUGGCCAUGCCUUUGGCAGUGUGGUUGGCAGAGGGGAUCCAGCAGUCCAUUUCAGAGCUGCCAGGUCUUUCAACAGGGAGGGCCCAGAGCUCAUUGAAGCAACAUUGGAAAGUGUGGGGAUCAGUGAUGAGCUGAAGACAAAACUCAAAGAUGUUCUAAUCCAGGAACAGCAGUUCACCUUGGGAAGAAUGUUGGGCAAGGGGGAGUUUGGGUCAGUUCGAGAGGCACUACUGAAGCUAGAUGAUGGCUCUUUCCAGAAAGUGGCAGUGAAGAUGCUGAAAGCGGACAUCUUCACUUCGACUGACAUUGAGGAGUUCUUGCGAGAGGCUGCAUGUAUGAAGGAGUUUGACCACCCGCACGUCACUAAACUGAUCGGAGUCAGUCUACGGAGCCGUCCCAAGGGCCGUCUCCCAAUUCCCAUGGUGAUCCUGCCCUUCAUGAAGCAUGGAGACCUCCAUGCUUUUCUAUUGAUGUCACGGAUUGGGGAAAACCCUUUUAACUUGCCUGUUCAGACACUCCUCAAGUUCAUGAUUGACAUUGCCAGUGGGAUGGAGUACUUGAGCUCAAAAAAUUUCAUACACAGGGACCUUGCAGCUCGGAACUGCAUGUUGGAUGAAAACAUGAAUGUGAGUGUUGCAGACUUCGGGCUUUCUAAGAAAAUCUACAGUGGAGACUACUACCGUCAGGGCUGUGCUUCCAAGCUGCCAGUGAAGUGGCUUGCUCUGGAAAGCCUGGCGGAUAAUCUGUACACAACACACAGUGACAUUUGAAAUUGGGCUUUUGGGGUGACCAUGUGGGAGAUUGUGACUCGAGGGCAAACCCCUUAUGCUGGCAUUGAGAAUGCAGAAAUCUACAACUACCUCAUCAGUGGGAACAGGCUGAAGCAGCCGCCGGAGUGCCUGGAAGAUGUCUACGAUCUCAUGUGCAGAUGUUGGCAUCCUGAGCCCAAGCUACGCCCCAGCUUUGGAGUGCUCCGGUCCCAGCUGGAAAUGAUUCGGGGGAGGAUGUCCACACUCUCUUCCAGUCAAGAUCCUCUGUAUGUCAACAUUGGGAAGGACAAAGAGGCAUCUGCGAGUGACCCUGCCCUGCACGCUUCCUUUGGAAACACGGACGGUGAAGAGACUGUUGCUGGGGCAGCUGCUGCUGUCACAAGUGACUAUCGCUACAUCAUGAGCCCCUUGUGCCUUGGAGAUGGUGCCGAGGGUGAAAGUCAUCCAGAUGGGCAGGAAGGGGAGGACAAAAGCCUUCUGUAUCAGCUGGAGACAGAAGGAGAGAAAAGUUGUUAG
Molecule: messenger RNA, 2535 nt
Organism: Pygoscelis adeliae (Adelie penguin)
Lineage: Eukaryota; Metazoa; Chordata; Aves; Sphenisciformes; Spheniscidae
Gene: TYRO3
Product: TYRO3 protein tyrosine kinase
Exons: 19
Biological process (GO): protein phosphorylation; positive regulation of kinase activity; phagocytosis
Cellular component (GO): signaling receptor complex
Molecular function (GO): transmembrane receptor protein tyrosine kinase activity; protein binding; ATP binding
Source: RefSeq, a predicted model, not a curated record